Molecule: messenger RNA, 1783 nt
Organism: Grammomys surdaster
Lineage: Eukaryota; Metazoa; Chordata; Mammalia; Rodentia; Muridae
Gene: Wtip
Product: WT1 interacting protein
Exons: 9
Coding region: 1-1146 (381 amino acids)
Biological process (GO): positive regulation of miRNA-mediated gene silencing; cytoskeleton organization; negative regulation of hippo signaling
Cellular component (GO): transcription regulator complex; nucleus; adherens junction
Molecular function (GO): transcription corepressor activity
Source: RefSeq, a predicted model, not a curated record
AUGUGGGCUCAGGGCUCUCAGCCUGGGGUGGGGGGGGAUCUGGAAUGUGCCCUGAGGCCCCGGGGUGGACCAGAGCCUGGGCCACCGCUGGUCUGCCCGCGUCGCCGCGCAGUCUGCGCACCCCUCGUCCCGGCCGUCGCCGCCCCCCGACAUUCCACAGUGCGCUGCGCAGUCUCCUUCCUCACAUUCCUGACGGGCGCGCGCUCCAGCGGUAUCAGCCUGGGCUACGACCAGCGCCACGCUCCCGGCCCCGGGCCGCCGUCGGGGGGCAGCGCGCGCUCCAGCGUGUCCAGCCUGGGCUCCCGCGGCUCGGCGGGCGCCUGUGCAGACCUGCUGCCGCCCGGCGUCGGCCCCGCUCCCGCCCGCUCUCCAGAGCCUGCCCAGUUCCCCUUCCCGUUGCCGUCGCUGCCGCUGCCCCCGGGCCGGGAGGGCGGCCCGAGUGCGGCCGAGCGGCGGCUGGAGGCGCUCACGCGGGAACUGGAGCGCGCGCUCGAGGCACGCACGGCGCGAGACUACUUCGGCAUUUGCAUCAAGUGUGGGCUUGGUAUCUACGGAGCGAGGCAGGCGUGCCAGGCGAUGGGGAGCCUGUAUCAUACCGACUGCUUCAUCUGUGACUCCUGCGGGAGACGGCUCCGCGGGAAGGCCUUCUAUAACGUGGGUGAGAAAGUGUACUGCCAGGAGGACUUCCUGUACUCCGGGUUCCAGCAAACAGCUGACAAGUGUAGCGUGUGUGGACACCUCAUCAUGGAGAUGAUUCUGCAGGCCCUUGGCAAGUCCUACCACCCGGGCUGCUUCCGCUGCUCAGUGUGCAACGAGUGCCUGGAUGGGGUUCCCUUCACUGUGGAUGUGGAGAACAACAUUUACUGCGUUAGAGACUAUCAUACGGUGUUUGCACCAAAAUGUGCCUCCUGUGCCCGCCCCAUCCUCCCUGCACAGGGCUGUGAGACAACCAUUCGUGUGGUGUCCAUGGACAGAGACUACCAUGUGGAAUGUUACCACUGUGAGGACUGCGGGCUGCAGCUGAGCGGGGAAGAGGGGCGCCGCUGCUACCCCCUGGAGGGGCACCUGCUCUGCCGUCGCUGCCACCUGAGGCGCCUUGGACAGGGCCCACUCCCCUCACCUGCUGUGCAUGUGACUGAGCUCUGAGAAGCAGGCAUCAGAGAGAGGAGUGAUCCACCCUCCUCCCCCAACCCCACUCCCAGCUGCUGUCCCUUCUGCAGGGGCCGGACCCCGAAACAAAGAAGCGAUUUCCCUCCUCCCCCAACCCCACUCCCAGCUGCUGUCCCUCCGCAGGGGCGGGACCCCCGCAACAAAGAAGCGAUUUCUAUUUAUUCACCUUCUGUGCCUCACUUUCCCUGCUGGAUUCCGGGACACCUGCACCACAGACUACUUCCUCCACCUGGUUUCAGCUCCCAUGGCAGGGAUUGGAGGGUCUUGGAGUCGGUGGGGGACCGGUGCCUUAUUUGUGUGCGACCACAGAGCCAGGGAACAUUGACAACCUGGGAAAUACCACGAUUUGGCCUUGAUGGGUAUUUUCAGCUGCAGUUCUCCGCCUCUCUGGAUCCUGGCUUGAGGUGCUUUUCCAGUAUCCCCAACCUCAGAAGACCCAGGAGCCGAGGGGGUGGGGCACACGGGGCUCCCUGCAGACCCUGCCCAGGAACAUCUGUGCCCACUGUAUCAGGCUACACUACCAAAGCAUACAUCUGACUUAAAUUAAGUUUCCCCCCUGGAGGAUGUUUGCGUUUUCUUUAAAAGAAUAUAGUUUUCUUCUAAAAAACGUGAA